Jaculus jaculus (lesser Egyptian jerboa) is the source of this 603-nucleotide messenger RNA. Its product is annotated as putative methyl-CpG-binding domain protein 3-like 5. The record is from RefSeq and is a predicted model, not a curated record. The transcript has 2 exons. Bases 1 to 603 code for a protein of 200 amino acids. Lineage: Eukaryota; Metazoa; Chordata; Mammalia; Rodentia; Dipodidae.
AUGGAGCCUUCAAAAGACUCAUUUCCAAGCCAACCUAUUUUGGGGAGGCUCACAAGAAGUAUGAUACCUGAGACUUUAAGGAGGAAGAGAAAAGUCCAGGUCUCCAAGGGGAAGCACGGAGCUGGCGUAGGUCCUGCACUUCCUGUGAGAAUCACCAGCUGCAUUUUCCAGAAGCCUGUGACUCCAAUAACUUCCAACCCUGGCAGUCAGACCAGGCGCAGGCAGAGGGGAGAGAAGCUGGAGAGGCCCCAGCAACUCUGCGCUUUUGGGAGGCUGCAGGGACUCCAGAUCCGAGGUCGAGAGGCAGAUGUGGGCCAGCUGGAUUUUGCCAGUGCCUUAAAGAUUAUUGCGCUGGGAAUGCAGAACAAACGCCCGGCUGGAGCUGGAGCUGGUCGGCACGUUCCCCAGCAGCUCACCUCUGGCCAGUCCUCUUGUUGGAGAGACAUGAUCCACGGAGGUCUGACUGCUUCGCCAUCCUUAUACAGCCAAGGGGUAACUACCGCAGACAUCCAGAGACAGACAGAGAAGGUGAUGGAAGUGAGGAAGAGGUUGGCUGAAGCCCUGGAGGCGGACAGGCUUGCUAAGAGAAGGCAUGUGGUCUGA